This is a messenger RNA of Laetiporus sulphureus 93-53, 598 nucleotides long. Its product is annotated as histone-fold-containing protein. Lineage: Eukaryota; Fungi; Basidiomycota; Agaricomycetes; Polyporales; Laetiporaceae. Gene Ontology annotation, molecular function: protein heterodimerization activity; structural constituent of chromatin; DNA binding. Gene Ontology annotation, cellular component: nucleosome. Gene Ontology annotation, biological process: nucleosome assembly. The transcript has 4 exons. The record is from RefSeq and is a predicted model, not a curated record. The coding region runs from base 1 to 312 and encodes 103 amino acids.
AUGUCUGGCCGCGGAAAGGGUGGAAAGGGUCUUGGUAAAGGCGGUGCUAAGCGUCACCGUAAGAUUCUUCGCGAUAACAUUCAAGGCAUCACAAAGCCUGCCAUUCGUCGCCUUGCCCGCCGAGGUGGUGUCAAGCGUAUCUCUGGACUCAUCUAUGAGGAGACCCGUGGUGUCCUGAAGAUCUUCCUCGAAAACGUCAUUCGUGACUCCGUAACGUACACUGAGCACGCAAAGCGCAAGACCGUUACCGCUCUCGACGUCGUCUACGCCCUCAAGCGAUCAGGGCGUACCCUCUAUGGUUUCGGUGCAUAGGCUGUUUAGAGAUGUCUCCAUGGUUGCGUCCGUCCCUUUUUACUGUUGUAUCAGUAUAAUGUAGUCGUAUUUUCUUUUGUUUUAUUAUUGUUAUACACAUUUCGCACAUAUUAUAUCUUGAUCAACAUCGACGGUGCGACCAUUCAGGCGUGUUUGACUGUCAUGAGCGUUUCGUCUCCUCAAUGUCAGUGAUCAUGAGAUGAAUUUGUACCACAGAUAGUUGUGAUGAGAUGGCAUUCCCUCCGACUGCUGUGGAGCCGAUGGUAUUCUCCUUUGUGUUAUUGUU